Molecule: messenger RNA, 9434 nt
Organism: Micropterus dolomieu (smallmouth bass)
Lineage: Eukaryota; Metazoa; Chordata; Actinopteri; Centrarchiformes; Centrarchidae
Product: serine/threonine-protein kinase N2-like
Exons: 20
Coding region: 1988-4324 (778 amino acids)
Biological process (GO): protein phosphorylation; signal transduction
Molecular function (GO): ATP binding; protein serine/threonine kinase activity
Source: RefSeq, a predicted model, not a curated record
UGAUGCUAAAUCCAGUAGCUAACAUGGCCUCUCAGCCCCGGUCUGAGCUGAACAACAGCAGGCAGGAGCAGUGGCAUGCUAAUAACCGCGUUAGCUGACGAGCUAGCUGCUGUCCUCAAAAUGUGAAUACACGCAUCACCCGCGGUCGUCAACCACGAAGAAGGUCCCGGGGCAUUAAGCAAAAUCAAACAAUAUGCACAAUUAUUAACAAUAUUGCACCCCGUGGCAAUGCACAUUAUGUUAGAGAAGAAAGUGAAAAUGGCGGUGAACAGGAGGCCGCCAUUCCCCUUACCGGAGGUUUCGUCCGCUCCGUCAUGGUUCGAGUUCAGCUCCUUUUUACUCACUUUUGCCGCCGAGGCCGACAUCUUUUCGCAAGCUGGGAUAACUUACAGGCGUCUGAUAGAAUAGCUGGUAGCUCUGAAUCUGGUUUCUCCUUGAACAGGAGAACGUUAAUUCGGCGUAAAGUUCAGCGUGCAGAAGCCAACAACGUGCUGCUUUCCACACAAUGUAGCUGCCGAUGAGCGAGGAAGUCACAGCAAGCGCUGCUCACGCGCUCCUUUCAUUACGAACGCGCCUCACCGAGUCGAGAAGCGACGAGCUCCGCCUCUCAAAAUAGGUCUCACUACUCAGCACCAAUUUGCUCAUUUACUACUGUCUCUUCUCUUAAAAUUACACCCAAAAUUAGCUAAACCUCAAACUAUGAAUUAUAUUUAUCAAAUAAGCGAUUUCAAAAAUCAAGUGAGGCCAAAAUUUACGUUUAUUCAGGCAAGGCCAAAGCUUCAGUUGGACCGACUCGCACUUGCGCACUUUAAAAAGAUGCUGAAUAUCAGUAGAGGAGGAGGCUGGAGCCUCAUUCUGGUGGUCAGUGCAAAUUAGCCCGUUAGUCGCAGUUUUGUCCCGAGCCAAUUGUUUGUUUAAGAUAAGAGGAGGCCGAGCAAACAUGAUAUUUAUGUUUAGAAUAUUCACAGUAGUUUGCGUAUUGUCUUUAUAAACAAAUCCAUGUCUAAAUAAUAGCUUUAGCCGGGGAAACCUUUAAGCUAACUUAGUGGACGCGCAAUUACGACGGUGAGGGAUGUUGUUCAAGCGUGUCCCUUCAUGUCUACAUGUAACUCAUAUAUUAAGGGCUUUAAUUCAGUCGCCUGUCAACUUGAGCCCACCAUUCUCCACUAUCAUUUUACAGGGCAACAGCCGGCCGAGAAGAGGAUAACAGCAACCACAGAGCUGUCAUGUAUUAAGACAAGAAGUGUGUAUGCAGGGCUUGGAAACAUUCACAGUGGGGAUUCACAAUUCUGUCAGCAAACUUAGCUGUAUGUCUAGGAUCAUGUUCAGUACAACAGCAGCUGCUCCUUUGUUUCUCACCUCCUUGAUGUGUGUUGACUACUAUAAACAUGUGUUUUAAUGUCUCUCACACCACCUUCUUGUCUAAGCAGGUUAAACAAAUAUCCUCAAAGCUGCAGGCUUGUCUCUGCCUUGUUCCAAAGAGAGAAGCAGCUCAGUGUUUGUCUUUUGGUUGGUGACAGCACAAGAACAUGUGGUCAUGCAGUGGCCAAUACCAAGCCCAGCGCAGGCGAUCAGCACUGUCAGACUUGCAGCAGCAGUGCUGGCACAGGAGAGAGGAACUCUGCCGUCCUCCUGCAGAGAGAAACUCCCCCUAAAAGAGACAGAGAGAGAGAGAGAGAGAGGGAUUUGGUUACAGAGCAGAGGAUGAGGAUGCAGUGGGACGCUAUGUUGCAGAGGAGUCUGCAAGGAUGCAAAAACAAACAGGAGGACAGGCUCUGUGAUCCAGAUCUCAAGAUGUAGGAGCCACAUCAGAAGAGCCCUCAGUCAAAGUGUGUCUGUGAACGCACCAUAACAUCAGGGGACUUCUGUUUCAAGGAUAGUGAAGGUGGAGAGAGACGCAACCUAAGAAGUCCCCCCUCCACCUCCACAGAGGAUGACAAAUUAGUCUUUACUCUGCAAGGAGCGAAAGCAUCACCCUGAGGAUCAGAUGUUGUCCACAGCUCAGCAGAUGCUGCAGGAUAGCCGCUCCAAGAUCGAGCUGAUCCGACUGCAGAUUAUCAAAGUCACCCAGGCGGGCAGUAGCGGUGGCGGCGGUAUUGGCGGUGAUGGUGGCAGCAACCAUGACAGCUCUACACAUGGAGGGAUCUGUCCGGUUGCUGUCAGUCCUUUGGACGUUCGUUUGGCAGAGUUGCAGCACUACAUGCAAAGAGAGACAGAUGCGUUGGUGCUGGCCAAAGAUGUGGUAAAGCAGCUGGAUGGAAUCUCAUCACUGGACCAGAAGGCUCUGGCUGAGGCUCAGUCCCGGGUGCAGGAGUCCUCCCAGAAGCUGGAUCUUCUGCGACUGUCCCUGGAGAAAUGCCUAAAGGAAAAGAAUCAGGAGCCUCUACAGCAGCCUGCAGGGGGGGUCGACCCUUCAGAGGGACCCCCGUCUUCCCAAAACUCCAGACCUGGAUGUUCUCUGUCCAGCUCCCUGUCCAUCUUCUCUAUCAGACCUGCCUCCUUGACUGGUAAACUUGAAGUCAGGCUUCUUGGAUGUGGGGAUUUACUGGAACCUUUGACAAACCCAGAGCAGGAAAACUGUCCCACUGAGGAAAGUUCACCAGCUGCUCAUGGGACAGACGGAUCCUCUAUGGAGAUCAGCGUGGUGCUCAGGCUGGACACCAGAGUGGUCGGCCAGACACGCUGGGCAGCCGUCAGCAGGCUGAGCUGGGAUCAGACAUUCUGCAUUCAGCUGGAGCGGUCUCGAGAGCUGGAGGUCAGCGUCUUCUGGCGUGACCGGAGGGCGAUGUGUGCUGUCAAGUUCCUUCGACUGGAGGAGAUGAUGGACAAGCCAGAACACAACGAGGAGUUAAGUCUGGAACCACAGGGGCUUCUCUAUACCAAGCUUCGAUUCAUUGACACUAUUGUUGAGCGGCAGCCGAAACUGAGACGUCAGCGAUGUAUCUUCACUAAAGAGAGAGGGAAAAAUUUUCUCAGAGCAGCCCAGAUGAACAUGAAUUUUUCCACAUGGGGUCAUCUGAUGAUGAACAUCCUCCCUCGCUACAGCUCCUUCACCACAUUCAGCUCGUCCCUCUCUACCACCCCCGACCUUGUGGCCAACGGCACCCUACGUCCAACUGAGAAGGAGCCUCAAACCACCACUCCACUGCCAAGCAAAGCUCCAGUGAUCAGACUCAGCAUCACUGAGGAUCAGCGCUCUCCCACCAACACUCCCGCCAUCAUCAGUACAGCACACGAAACCUCAUCUGUUGCACUGCAAGAAAAACUGUCAUCCAUAAACAACACAGAAGGAAGUGAAGAUCAGCCUGUAUCUGCUUUAAAGAUGCAGAUGGAAGAUUACAAAUAUAUUUCAGUUUUGGGUAGAGGACACUUUGGGAAGGUCCUGCUGGCAGAGUUUAAGAAGACAGGAAAACUGUACGCCAUCAAAGCCUUGAAGAAAAAAGACAUUGUGACUCGUGAUGAAGUGGACAGCCUAAUGAGUGAGAAGAGGAUCUUUGAGAUGAUCAACGCAUCUAGACAUCCCUUCCUGGUGAACCUCCACGGCUGCUUCCAGACCAGCGACCAUGUCUGCUUUGUCAUGGAGUAUUUACCAGGCGGCGACCUCAUGAUUCACAUCCACAACAAUGUCUUCACUGAGGCCCAAACCAGGUUCAAUUCAGCAUGUGUCCUGCUGGGUUUAGAGUUCCUGCAUCUCAAUAAAAUCAUAUAUCGAGAUCUGAAGCUGGACAACCUGUUAAUGGAUGCAGAUGGAUUUGUAAAAAUCACAGACUUUGGACUUUGUAAAGAAGGGAUGGGUCAUGGAGAUCGGACCUCGACUUUCUGUGGCACUCCUGAGUUCCUGGCUCCUGAGGUCCUGACAGACGACAACUACACCCGAGCGGUGGACUGGUGGGGGAUGGGUGUUCUCAUCUACGAGAUGCUUGUGGGAGAGUCUCCAUUCCCUGGUGAGGAUGAGGAGGAGGUGUUCGACAGCAUUGUCAAUGAUGAUGUGCAGUAUCCGGAGUCUCUUCCUCUGGGUGCUGUCUCCAUCAUCCAGAAGCUGUUGAAGAAGAAUCCUCUGAAAAGGCUUGGAGGUGGAGAGAGGGAUGCACAUGAGGUCAAAGGAGAGAAAUUCUUUGAGACCAUCGACUGGGAAGCCCUGCUGGCCAAGAAAGUCAAACCGCCGUUCCUGCCGGCAAUCAAAGAGUCAAUGGAUGUCAGCAACUUUGACAGCGAGUUCACUAGACUCCAGCCAAUCCUGUCGCCUCCCUCCAAGCCCUUCAGCCUCUCUGCGGAGCAGCAGGAAGCCUUCGCAGACUUUGAUUUCUGCGCCUUGCAUGGAUAAAAGAUGAGCUGAAAAGACCAGGGUGGGAAAUCACUACCAGACAAAUGCAUCUGUUUUUGUUGCUGGGAAGUUUGUCCACUUAAGAGGUUACCUUGGCAGGUACACUACCAUUAUCAUUUACGUAUAAUCAACUCCCUUAUUGGCUAGUAAAAUAAGUCAAGUUACCAGCUACUUUAUUUUAUUAUUUUAGUUUUUUUGGACAAAAACAUUUAAGCUGUGAGUUAACAUUGAUAGGACUUUUUAAAACUUUAGUCUUUGGUUUAGUACUGUAUUAGUUGAUUCAUUUUAUUUUUUAUCAAUUCAUCCGUCAAUUGGCAUAAAAUUGGUCUGUGACGUCCUUUGUAGUACAGAUACUAAACAUUUGCUUAUUACAACCACAAAUGUUUGCUUCAUAGCAUUUACAUGAAUACUAUGCCAAUAAGCACUUUUUUAACUUGUAAUGGCCUUUGUUUGUCAUAACUUUUAACAGUUUAUAGACAAAAUUGAUUAAUCAAAAAAAAUAGAUAGACUAAAAGAAUAAUUCAGCAUUUUGGGAAAUAGACUUGUUAGCUUUCUUGCUGAGGGUGAAAUGAGAGGCUUGAUACAUCAUCCAGAUGCUGCUACCCUCAGCAGCUGGCUAACCUAGAAUAGCUAGCAAACUGGAAACAGCGGCAAAAAGCUAGCCUGGCUCUGUCCAAAGGUAACAAAAUCCACCUACCAGCCACUCAGCCCCGCUAGCUGUUUCCCUGUUUCCAGUCUUUGUGCUAAGCUAAGGUAAUUGACCGCUGCCCGUAGCUUCAUAUUUACCGUACAGACAUGAGUGAUACCAAUAUUUAUUUAACAUAUAUUUAAUAUAACAUUAACAUUAACAUUACUUAACAUUUAGGUAUUUGCUAUUGCUAUUAACACUUCAAGCCCCUAUAUGAUCACUUUAUCUCUGGUGCAGUAAAAGCCUCACUUGAUUACCCUUUACAGAAAGUUUCCCACCUUGGUCUUGAUGGUACUACCAAUAGACGAAUACCUUGGAUAUAUCUACAGCUCAAUCAUUUCCAAACAGGACGCUACAUACGAUCCCAUGGCUGAUUUCGCGGACUGUUCUCACCAUCAUCAAGUCAACAGCCAGUCGUCAAUCAGAUAACCAGGCAGCAUCUUUUUUUGUUUUUAACCGAGCAAAGAAAGCGAUUGUAGCCCUUUAUAUUCUCUGUGGAGAGUCAAGUUGGUUCUGACUGUUCCAGCAGUAAUACAACUCUGCUAUAAGAGUUUAUUUAUAAGAUUUGGUCAGGUGAAAUGUUGUACAAGUAGAUGAAACAAAAGUGAUAGAGGCAAAUACAGGAUGCUUGAAGAGUUUAACAUCAUCACCUCGUCCUUACACGUUAUUCCUCUUGAUAGUUUCCUUCCAAUACUCCAACACUUGAUAAUUUGCUGUGUACCUGUCAAAUUCAGGGGGUUUAAAAACUAAUUUUCAAAUUACAGUAGCCAUGCAAGACAUUUCAUAAAGCUGUGAUACUGUUGUAAAAGACUGUCAAGAGAGGUCUGUCAUUUUUUAGGGUUGAAGUUUAAGGAACAUCCUGCUUUUCAGUGUUACAUGUCAGUCCAGUGUUCCUCCGGUUGAAGUCAUAAUUCCAGCGACUUUUCUUCUUGCUAAAUUACAUGAUUUUGAAGAUUUUGCAUCUGAUACACCAGUAGUUAAAGCAGCAACUGCCUGGACUCUGAAUGCCUGUAAGCUGCCUUAUGUUUCCUAUAUAAAAUGAUGAUUGUCAUACCUCUCUGAAAGUUAACAUGUAGCCUAAUGCUGACUCAUAUUGUGUAGCAGUGUUGGCUGCCUCAGUUUCUGGUGCUUCAGUCACAAACAGGGCAUAAUUAUGUAAUGUGGUAAGAAGAAAUGUCUCAAGAAUCAUGACAACACAAUAUCACAUAGGAAAACAACAAUGACACAAAGAGGGAAGUAGAUUUGCCACAGCCAACAACACUGACUGAAAGACACUUUGUGGAAUUUUUUACUUAACAACACUACAAAAGGUUCAAAUCAAAUUAGCAUUUACUGCAGAGCUAUUGUAUUAUUAUUUUGGUAACGCUGAAUAAUACGCUGCAGAUCAGCAGAUAUAUCGGUAUCAGCACGCACAUCAGCCAGCAAGUAAAAUAUGUACAACAAAUUCAUGAGGUGUUUAAAAAAAAACUGUUAUCAGUUUUUUAAAAUCAAAAUAUCAGUCUCAAUAAUUCAGGAUUGGUCGGGCUAUUACAGUCUCUAUUCCAAAACGUUUACAAUGGCAGCUUAGUUAACCAACUCACCAAACUAGCUAGGUUGUUACUCGGCUACGCUGUCUCCUUUAGCUGCUGAUGUUAAUAUGCUAACGCUAACCUCUACUAGUGUCCUGCUAAUAAAUUUCAAGUUUAUUAUUCCAACAAUGGUAAAUGUAAAAUUUUAAGGACUAUUUUGUAGAAACAUUUGACAAAACAUAAAGCAUAAAAACAUUUCUCAUCAAGACAGUGAUGGAAAGCAAAUCAGACAUCACAGUUUGCUAGGUAAAUAAUGUAUUAGCUAAACAUGUAUAAGCAAUGAAAUGAUAGGUUCUUGGUCAUCAACACAUAAAUUAACUUCAUUUACCUAUUUCCUUUUUUAAAAAAACAUUGCCUUUGUAAUAAACCAAUGUCAUUCUUGAAACUAAUAACCAGCCGUAGCCUCUUCAAGCAUCCUGUGUAUUGGAGACAGAUUCAGUUCGCUUUGUGGCCUUUGCUUAUUAUAUUUAUUUAGGAUAUUUAUCCCUCAGAGGUACAGUAUUUGCUGCCGUUUCUAUGCAUCACUGUGACAGGCUUCGCCCACUGCCUUGACCAAACAAAAGAAACAAAGCUAACCCAGUUUCUGGUUAAAAGCCUUUUUUAAAAGAUGUUCAAUCCAACAUGGAAAUGUUUUGUGUAUUUGUCUAGUCAUUCCCUCAUAGCAAAGACGUGCGCAUUCACACAUCAGUCUCCUCCUGAGCAACUGUUUUCUGUUACAACAGUAGAAGUGCAUGGCACCAUGGUGAACUAGGCACUAGAAAUCCUGUAAUUGCUAGCAGUAUAAAAGAAGCCAUAGAGAAUCUAAUAUAGCCAUAAUAUUAAGGAAAUAUCUGUAUUUUGAAUUUAGCAAAUCAUAUUCUGUGAUACUGAGCUCUAAUGAUGUCAGUGCAAUAACAGAAGGGGAAGAAGAGGAGCGGCAGGGACGAAGCUUGAAGAUGCAUGCCCUGAUUUUGUUGAAGUGGACCCAUUUUUGAUAUUUUCAAACUCACAGCUGAGUUCAAAAACAUCAGCACUACUGGAGAGCUGGGGGAUCUAUUGGGCCCUAUAUAAAAAUUAGACAGGGGAAUUUAAAGAGUAACUUAACACUAAAUCAACUUAGAAUUAGUAUUUUUAGUAUUUAGUAAUAUGUAUAUUUUAUUAUACUAUUAAUCGAUCAAGUCCCAAUCUUUAGUGUCCAUGACAGUAAGUCUGUCAUCUAGACUAAAAAAUAGGUGAUAAUGUCUUGUAUAAAGAUGUAAAAGAAAAUAAAAGUUAAUAUUAUUGUACUCUUGUGCCCCAGAGAACAAGGCAACUUCACAUUCACCCAAUCAAGAUAUACCGUAUACAGACAGAAAUCUUUUGGAGAGUUCUGCAGUUUGGAGAGUUCUGUUUCAUUAAUCCUGACUGCCAAAAACGCUGGAAACCCGGGUAUUACAUAUCGUCUCAGGCCGUCAUCUAGAAGGCAUAGACCAUAGUUAUGUGUGUAAUUCUUGUUUAUAGUUGGAAUUUGAAAAGAGAUUGAGACUGUAAAACAGUGGCUGAAGUGCAUCUGUAUGGAAGUGAAUAUAUGUGACAAAAAAACUGAGUGAGCACAAAACAAAAAAAUCAGGUUUGAGUGGCCAAUCCCUCAUUUCUGUGUCUGUGGUCAGUGUAAACUUCAGCUGAAUGUGCCCAUAUCCUUUUUAGGGUCAUGACUUAUUAAGACAAUUUCUCUGUCAUGAUGACUUAGAAAUGUGUGACUUUGCGAGCAUAUGAAACAUACCUUUAAUAAUUUAAUAUAAACUAACUUUGAUUUUUAAAAUAAUGCAAAUAUUGCUAAGUCUCAUAUGUCACUGCCACAGGGUUUUGUUUUGAAAGUGGAUGGAGGUGUCUAACAGUGUGACGCUUCCGGGUCAAAUCAAAUACAUUAGUUUGAGUUUCCGCUACUGCAACAAAAAAUAAAUAAAAGGUCAAAUCUUACUUUCCCCAUAGACCAACAUUAUAAAAGAGACUUUUGAUUGGACAGCUCAAGCUGCAAAGGUAAAUCUCACUGUAAGUCUGUGGGCCAAGCAGGAACAAAGGGGCAGGGCCAGUAGGAGAAACGGUAAUGAACAUGUGCAGUGGGCUGCACAACGUGGAAGCUAGAAAACCUUUUUGUUAACUGAGUGGGUCUUAGUAUCUCUUUACUCUAAUACAUCCAUGGUUCCAUCCAUCCAUUCAUCGUCAACUGCUUAUCCUGCGUACAGGAUCGCGGGGGGCUGCAGCCAAUCCCAGCUGACAUCAGGCGAAAGGCAGGGUACACCCUGGACAGGUCACCAGUCCAUCGCAGAUCUUUCAGGCUCAAAACAUCUUAGUCACUUGUGCACAAAACUGACUGUGCUCGUAUAAAUCUGUGCUCACGUGCUCUCAAAUGUUGUCUUGCAGGAAUUUUAGGUCUCACUCAGUUCUUUUGUCAUUUAUUGACCUCCAUAUGUAGAGGUAGUAAUUAUGUCAUACGUGUAGGAGGCGCCUUCGAGCUGUAACGGGGUGUUAAGUUGCUCUUUAAAUAGGACCACUGUCCUGAAACCGAAAGGUCCUGAAAGGCCAGUAUGUCCAUUCAUGGCCAAGUGUCCUGCUAAAGUGUCCCUGUGCAAUACUGAACCCUCCACCAGAUAAGAUUGUCAGCUUAGUCAGUCAACUCUAACAGAACCAGCCGGUGUUGAUUUAGCUGCUGUAGCACUUUAAGUUUAUGCUGCUAAAUAUUAUGUGUUACUUAUGUGUCAGUACUGUAUUUAUGUAUGUGAAGCAUCCUGACUAGGAAUGUCAGUCUGUACGGAUGUACUCUAUAACAACAUGCAUAUCAUCAGUGUUUUAAUGUACUCUUGUUGUCAAUAAAUACAAACUGAACAAAUGCAAA